CUCAACGUACCUGUUUUGUAAUCUUCCACGACACCACCUAUGAUCGAUUCUCUGCUUCCUAGGAUCCCCAUCUUCUAGGACUAAUGUCCUCUUGUAUGUUCCUUCCACGCACCAUAAGUGUGCCUCCACCUGAAAGCCACACUCCCACCACUUCAAUUCUCGUUUAACUAAGCAUCAUGCAUUCUCCUCACACACUCGAGACUAGUGCCGAACACAAGCUUGAUGUUGCUGAUAAAAAGGAGGAGAGGAUCAACCGCCUGCAACGAGCUCAGUGGCUCCGAGCAGCCAUUCUGGGAGCAAAUGAUGGGUUGCUUUCCGUUACAUUGCUUAUGCUUGGUGUAGGCGCGGCAAAAGAGAGCAAAGAGUCCAUGAUUGUAUCCGGACUUGCUGGUGCUUUUGCAGGGGCUUGUAGCAUGGCUGUUGGGGAGUUCGUCUCUGUGUCAACACAGAGGGACAUCGAGAGAGAAGCAGCUGUUGGCAAUUCUAGUUCAAGAACCGAGGCAUGCAGUCAAGAUCAUGGUGCCGGUGAGAUCAAGCUUCAUAUCACUGACACUGCCAAUGGAACUAAGCCACCAUUCGAGACUAACGUUGCAGUGUCACCUGCACUGAGAAAGUCGGAAUGUGAAGGUGAGCCAUCUUCGGAUAAAAUGACACCUGGCCGGAAGUUUCCCCAUGUUCUUUCUUCUCCUGCAAGGUCUCCGGUGAUGAAAGUGAUAGCAGGAGAUGCUGCAAAGAAAAUUAUUACUAUACAAGAGGCAAAAGAGGAGGAGGAUGAAGAUAGAGUACUGCCAAACCCAUACAAGGCUGCAAUUGCAUCAGCCUUGGCGUUUCUUUGUGGGUCGCUUGUUCCUCUGUUAGCAGCUAUGUUUGUUAAUGAGAGCACCACUAGGAUCGCAGUCAUCGUGGUAGUAACAACGAUAGCUCUGGUGCUUUUCGGAGGAAUUGGAGCUUAUCUCGGUGGCUCAUCAAUUAGGGUAUCUGCAGUGAGACUUCUGGUUGGAGGGUGGCUUUCAAUGGCCCUCGCUUAUGGGUUGCUCAAGCUUAUAGAUAAGGGCGAAAAGAAUUCUCACACAGAUUAAUGCUACCAUACAUGUGUGAACACAAUUCUGUCAUGUUGCAUUUGGAGCACCGAUUUUGGUGGUCCAAAACAAAGUUUCAGCAUAAGCAGGUCAUUGUGACUUUAUAAGUAUUAUCAAUAGUGAUUAAUGCUACCAUGCAAGUAUAAACAAGAUUUUUGAUGUCUUUUAUGUACUGCUGAAGGUGAAGACAUACUGUUGAUUCAUAAAAUGAUAAAUUGGGGAGAUACUUGUUGAAGUUUAUUCACCUGACAGAAACUUCUUGUGUACAUAGUAUAAAAUAUGAAUGAUAUUUUCAAGGUUGACCUUUUA
This is a messenger RNA of Cornus florida, 1388 nucleotides long. Its product is annotated as vacuolar iron transporter homolog 3-like. Gene Ontology annotation, molecular function: iron ion transmembrane transporter activity; manganese ion transmembrane transporter activity. The transcript has a single exon. Lineage: Eukaryota; Viridiplantae; Streptophyta; Magnoliopsida; Cornales; Cornaceae. Gene Ontology annotation, cellular component: membrane. The coding region runs from base 177 to 1079 and encodes 300 amino acids. Gene Ontology annotation, biological process: intracellular manganese ion homeostasis. The record is from RefSeq and is a predicted model, not a curated record.